Messenger RNA from Megalops cyprinoides (Indo-Pacific tarpon), 3137 nucleotides. RefSeq names its product ephrin type-B receptor 2. The record is from RefSeq and is a predicted model, not a curated record. The coding region runs from base 13 to 2913 and encodes 966 amino acids. Gene Ontology annotation, biological process: cell surface receptor protein tyrosine kinase signaling pathway; axon guidance; protein phosphorylation. Gene Ontology annotation, cellular component: neuron projection; plasma membrane. Gene Ontology annotation, molecular function: ATP binding; transmembrane-ephrin receptor activity; protein binding. NCBI's taxonomy places the organism in Eukaryota, Metazoa, Chordata, Actinopteri, Elopiformes, Megalopidae. The transcript is spliced from 15 exons.
UCCUCUACAGAAAUGUUAAUGGACUCCACAACAGCGACAGCCGAGUUGGGUUGGACAGUGUAUCCUUCAUCAGGGUGGGAGGAGGUUAGUGGCUACGAUGAGAACAUGAACACCAUCCGCACUUACCAGGUGUGCAACGUCUUCGAGAACAGCCAGAACAACUGGGUACGCACCAAGUACAUCCGUCGCCGCGGCGCCCAGCGCAUCCACGUGGAGAUGAAGUUCUCCGUGCGUGACUGCAGCAGCAUCCCCAACGUACCCGGCUCCUGCAAGGAGACCUUUAACCUCUACUACUAUGAGUCCGACCUGGACACCGCCAACAAGGUGUCCCCCGCCUGGAUGGAGAACCCCUGGAUCAAGGUGGACACCAUCGCGGCCGACGAGAGCUUCUCACAGGUGGACCUGGGCGGCCGCGUGAUGAAGAUCAACACAGAGAUGCGCAGCUUCGGCCCCGUCUCCCGGCAGGGCUUCUACCUGGCCUUCCAGGACUACGGCGGUUGCAUGUCACUCAUCGCCGUGAGGGUCUUCUACAGGAAGUGCCCCCGCGUGAUCCAGAACGGGGCCAUCUUCCAGGAGACGCUGUCGGGGGCGGAGAGCACCUCGCUGGUGGCGGCGCGGGGCGUGUGCGUGCCCAACGGCGAAGAGGUGGACGUGCCCAUCAAGCUAUAUUGCAACGGUGAUGGCGAGUGGAUGGUGCCCAUCGGCCGCUGCAUGUGCAAGGCCGGCCACGAGGCUGUGGAGAACGGGACGGUCUGUAGAGCUUGUCCAUCUGGCUUCUUCAAACCCGCCCAGGGUGACAACCCCUGCAUCCAAUGUCCCAUCAACAGCCGCACCACCAGCGAUGGAGCCACCAGCUGCGUGUGCCGUAACGGCUACUACCGCACCGACUCGGAUCCCAUCCAGAUGCCCUGUACCACCAUCCCCUCCGCGCCGCAGAACGUGAUCUCCAGCGUGAACGAGACAUCCCUAAUGCUGGAGUGGGCGGCUCCCCGGGAGGUGGGGGGCCGGGAGGACGUGGUCUACAAUAUCAUCUGCAAGAGCUGUGGGGCGGGGCGGGGUGCCUGCACCCGCUGCGGGGACAACGUUCAGUUUGUCCCCCGUCAGCUGGGCCUCAUCGAGCCGCGGGUCUACAUCAGCGACCUGCUGGCGCACACGCAGUACACCUUCGAGAUCCAGGCUGUUAACGGCGUGUCCGACCAGAGCCCCUACUCCCCGCAAUUCGCCUCCGUCAACAUCACCACCAACCAGGCCGCUCCUUCAGCUGUGUCCAUCAUGCAUCAGGUCAGCAGGACAGUGGACAGCAUCACUCUCUCCUGGUCCCAGCCAGACCAGCCCAAUGGAGUCAUCCUGGAUUAUGAGCUCCAGUACUACGAGAAGGACCAGACAGAAUACAAUUCUUCCACGGUGAGGAGUCAGACGAACACGGUGGUUAUCCGCGGGCUCAAGGCGGGGACCAUUUACGUGUUCCAAGUGCGAGCCAGGACGGUGGCCGGAUUCGGACGCUACAGUGGCAAGAUGUACUUCCAGACCAUGACUGAAGAGGAAUAUAAAACCAGCCUCCAGGAGAAGCUCCCGCUCAUUAUUGGCUCUUCCGCCGCAGGCCUUGUCUUCCUCAUUGCUGUAGUGGUCAUCAUCAUUGUCUGCAACCGGAGGAGGGGCUUUGAGAGGGCAGACUCUGAGUACACAGACAAGCUGCAGCACUACACCAGUGGCCACAUGACUCCAGGAAUGAAGAUCUAUAUCGAUCCGUUCACGUAUGAGGACCCCAACGAGGCAGUGCGCGAGUUCGCCAAGGAAAUCGACAUCUCCUGUGUCAAGAUUGAACAGGUCAUCGGCGCAGGGGAAUUUGGGGAGGUGUGCAGUGGGAACCUGAAACUCCCAGGGAAAAGGGAGAUUUUUGUGGCCAUCAAGACGCUGAAGUCGGGGUACACAGAGAAGCAGCGGCGGGACUUCCUGAGCGAGGCCAGCAUCAUGGGCCAGUUUGACCACCCCAACGUCAUCCACCUGGAGGGCGUGGUCACCAAGAGCAGCCCAGUCAUGAUCAUCACAGAGUUCAUGGAGAAUGGUUCUCUCGACUCCUUCCUCAGGCAAAACGACGGGCAGUUCACGGUGAUCCAGCUGGUGGGCAUGUUGCGCGGCAUCGCAGCUGGCAUGAAGUACCUCUCAGACAUGAACUACGUGCACCGUGACCUGGCCGCCCGCAACAUCCUGGUCAACAGCAACCUGGUGUGCAAGGUGUCAGACUUUGGCCUGUCCCGCUUCCUGGAGGACGACACCUCCGACCCCACCUACACCAGCGCUCUGGGAGGAAAGAUCCCUAUUCGAUGGACUGCCCCAGAAGCGAUCCAGUACAGGAAGUUCACGUCAGCCAGCGAUGUCUGGAGCUAUGGCAUCGUCAUGUGGGAGGUGAUGUCCUAUGGGGAGAGGCCAUACUGGGACAUGACCAAUCAGGACGUGAUCAAUGCCAUUGAGCAAGACUACCGGUUGCCACCCCCCAUGGACUGCCCCAGUGCCCUGCACCAGCUCAUGCUGGACUGCUGGCAGAAGGACCGCAACAACCGCCCCAAAUUCAGCCAGAUUGUCAACACCCUGGACAAGAUGAUCCGCAACCCCAACAGCCUGAAGGCCACCACCCCGCUGUCGUCAGGCGUUCACCUACCUCUCCUGGACCGAAGUGUGCCAGACUUCUCCAGCUUCAGCACCGUGGACGAGUGGCUGGACGCCAUCAAGAUGGGCCAGUACAAGGAAAACUUUGCCAGUGCUGACUUUAGUAGCUUUGAUGCUGUCUCUCAGAUGACUAUGGAUGACAUCCUUCGAGUGGGGGUAACGCUAGCAGGGCACCAGAAGAAGAUCCUCAACAGCAUACAGAUGAUGCGAGCCCAGAUGAACCAGAUCCAGUCCGUUGAAGUUUGACCUCCCCGGGAGUGGAGAGGACAGCACUGCGCCCUGAGCCCAGUCUUCCCGUCAGACUGUCUGUCCCUCCAAAUGUCCAUCUGUCCCAGCAGCACGCAACAAAACCGCCCAAACCCCCCCACCUCCCCGCCUUAUCUUCCCCUCUGUCCUGCUCUGGGGUCUCUCGCAGAAGAUCCUACACCCCCUUCCCAGAAGAACAGGAAGAUGACGAGGAUCAUGGACGA